UAGGGGGAGCAACAAGGGGGCGUAAACCUAUGGAGUAGAGCAUAGAUUACCACAUCAGUGUGCGUGAGGAAUCAGCUUCAAAAGACAAACAUGUAACCACCUACUUUGCAUUACUUGAAGGUUUCCGCAUGCGACUGCACGUUUAGUGUAAAACUAAAACAUAAACGACCGGAUGUUUCCCUCCAUUCACUUUCAAGGAUCAAGAAGACAAAUCGCUUCGGAGACGGCAUCAAACUUUGUUCAAGGCAUGGGGAAGUCUUCUGCACAACUUUUUGUGUAGUUGUACUUUUCACUGCACAAUAUAUUUGAGAGUUAUUCAGUGUCGCAGAAUUAACCGGUUCUAGACGUCUGGACGAGGACGAGGCGCUUGAGGAUGCGCCGGGAUUCACACACACAGUGCGCGGAAAUGGCGUGUUCUGAGGACCCAAGCUAUGACCAACAGAAAGGGUCAGGCAUUCCACUUAUAAGAAAACUGUGCUACGCCAUUGGAGGGAUGCCCUAUCAAAUGACAAGUAAUGCCAAAGGCUUUUUCAUGCAGAUCUUUCUACUGGAUGUUGUGCAGAUGACACCUUUCUAUGUGUCUGUAAACCUUUUCCUUGGCCGAGCCUGGGAUGCGAUCACAGACCCUUUAGUGGGCUACAUGGUCAGCAAGAGUGGACGCACAUGCAUAGGCAAGCUCAUUCCAUGGAUUGUGUACUCCAUGCCUUUGGGAGUGAUCGCCUACAUCAUGCAGUGGUACACUCCCCAGGACAGCAUGUCUCCUGUCUUCAGCUUUUGCUGGUACUUUAGCUGGUGCUGUCUCUUUGACACUUUAAUGAGUUGCUACCAUGUGCCCUACACUUCCUUAAACAUGUUUUUGGGUGGUGAUCAAAAAGACAGAGACUCUGCCACUGGCUACAGAAUGGGAAUGGAGAUGUUUGCAACAUUGGCAGGAGCCACCAUUCAGGGACAGAUUGUGGGGGUGUAUCAUGCUAAAAAAGCACAAGCAUGCAGUGAGCUCAAUGAGAGUAUUGCACUCACUGGAAACUACUCAUCUCUGCUGUACCACAACUCUACAACUCCUUUCACUGCCACACUGCAGGAUACGAGGAGAGCUUAUUUGAUUGCUGCAUUGGUGUUAGGAGGUUUCUACUUCCUGUGCUGCCUUGUGCUGUUUCUUGGAGUGAAGGAGCAAUUGGCUCCAUUGAGUAAGCUGGAUCGCAUGAAAGUGUCAUACCUGACUGGUAUGAAACUGGUUGUGAGACAUAAGCCAUAUGUUCGACUUGUGUUGGGAUUUCUCUUUUCCUCAGUUGCUUUUCAGAUGGCCCAGGGAAACCUAGCUCUCUACUGUACACAUGUAGCAGGAUUGGGGGCUUACUUCCAGCACCUUGUACUCAUAUUACUGUUGGCAGCCACUCUGUCCAUUCCAUUAUGGCAGAUGUUACUGGUCAGGCUGGGCAAGAAGACCACUAUCUUCAUUGGUCUAACAACUUACAUUCCUGCUCUCACUAUCAUAUCCUGUGUAAAGGGUACUUUUCUCAUCUUUGCCCUGGUGGCCAUUUUGGCUGGUGCUAGUCUAGCGUCCAUCUUUUUACUGCCCUGGUCAAUGCUGCCGGAUGUGGUAGAUGACUUUAAGGUAAAAAACCCAACAUGCAGUGAUCUGGAGCCCAUGUUUUACUCUUGCUAUGUAUUUUUUAACAAGUUUGGCGGAGGAGUGUCACAUGGUGUCUCUACACUUGCACUACACUUUGCAGGGUACAAGCCUGGUGCUUGUAGGCAUGAUUCUGCAGUGAUCACCACAUUACAGGUCCUGUUUGCCCCAGUGCCCAUCUGUCUCCUGCUGAUGGGCAUGGUGUUCUUCUGCCUUUACCCCAUAAAUGAACAACAACGCUGGCAGAUCCAGGCUAAACUGCAGAAAGCAGCAGCAGAAAAGAAAGCAGAGACAACAGAGGAGAUUUUUCUUUGAAGAAUUCAUCCUGGAUCACAAGUCACUUAUUUAUCUUAAAUACAUUUUCCUUUCAAUAGCUCUUGUAUACUAUUUGUGCAGGAUCAGUAUACCUUUACUAAAGUGUCAUUCAAGAAUUUACCAGUGUUUUUCCAGAAAUUUACCAGAUUUAUUAUCCAUUCCAACCCCGUCUUUAAGAUAAAUAUAUGCACUAUGUUUCGGUAAAAUUGAAUACAACCUUAAUUAAACAUACUUGACUGGCAUAUGCUGGCAUCACUUGCUAUGCAGAUUUGUAAGCAUUGUUUGUUUGUGACUGUAAGUGAGUGUAAAUAGAUUCUAAAUAGAGAUUUGGUAAUAAAGGAUUACAUGCUUAUAAUUUAUCCACAUCAAAUACCAUAUAUCUAUCUGAAUUUACACCAGUGUCUCACAGUUAUUUGGUGCAGGUCAUCCAUAAAUUGAAGCCCACUUUUUGUUUGUCGGAUGUUGUCCCUCCUCGUCUUUUAUUAGAGACACUCUAUUAGUCCUAGUUUACUGUCAAUAAUUAAUAGCAGUUUAAUCAGUGGGAUAGUCCCAUCCUAUUUUAAACAUGCCACCAUACAGCCACUGCUUAAAAAAACAAAUCUUGAUUCAACAGAUCUAAAUAAUUACCGUCCCAUCUCUAAAUUACCGUUUUUAUCAAAAGUUUUGGAGAAGGUUGUGUUUAAUCAGCUUUCCUCUCUACAGGAAAAUAGUGUUUUCGAUAAAUAUCAGUCUGGCUUUAAACCUCAACACAGUAUGGAAACUGCAUUGCUGACAGUUCUAAAUGACUUAUUGUUGAUUCUGGAAAUUGUGCGGUUUUAAUCCUGCUGGACCUUAGUGCGGCAUUUGACACACUCGAUCAUGACAUUCUUUUAAACCGCAGCUCAAUUGUGGGUCCUGCUUUAUUUUCUUAAUACAUGCUUCCUUUGUAUGCAAUAUUUAGGAGGCACAAUGUUUCAUACCACUGUUAUGCAGAUGAUACUCAGUGUUAUGUUCCUGUGCACUCAAAAGAUGGCUCCAGUUUACAGUGUCUGUCUGAUUGUCUGAGAGAGGUCAAAGAGUGGAUGUCUGCAAACUUCCUUCAGUUAAAUGAGUAAGACUGAGGUCUUAAUCUUUGUCUCCCCUGCUUCUAUGGAGGUAGUGGCUAGUAAACUGGGACCUCUAUCUAAUAAUCAUCAUUCACAUGCCAGAAACUUAGGUAUUACUUUUGAUUCAGCCUUGACUUUUGAUAAACAGUUCAAUGCUGUGGUUAGAAGUUGUUUUUAUCAGCUAAAGAACAUUGCAAAGAUGAAGUCAUUCUUAACAUCAAAAGACAUGGAGACUGUAAUACAUGCUUUUAUUUCAUCCAGGUUAGAUUAUUGUAAUGUACUGUACUUAGGGGUUUCACAACCCCUAUUGUCUCGUCUUCAACUUGUUCAAAAUGCUGCUGCUCGGUUGUUAACUGGGACAAGGAAGAGGGAACAUAUCUCACUAGUGAUGAUCUCUCUUCUUCUUCUUCAGUUAAAUUCCGUAUUCAUUUUAAGGCACUGCUGUUUGUUUAUAAGGGUCUCCAUGGAUUGGCUCCAUCCUAUAUCUUUGAUCUCCUUCUACAAUGUAAUUAUUCUAGGGAACUCCGGGCAACUGGUAGUCUUCAGUUGACUGUUCCUAGAACUCGAUUGAAAUCGAAAGGUGAUCGCGCCUUUUCAGUGGCUGCUCCAUAGUUAUGGAACAAGUUACCUCCCUAUAUAAGAACAGCACCAACAUGCGCAGAUUUCAAGCCUCUUCUUAAAACUUAUCUUUUUACUGUUGCGUACGAUCAUAGGUAAGCUCACUGGUAUAACCUUAGUCUAUUAUCUGUUGUUGUGUCCUAUGUUGACUUUCGAAUUUUGUUUUGUAUUUUAUUAUAUGCUUAAAUUCUGUACAGCAUUUUGGCCAACAGCUGUUGUUUUUAAAUGUGUUAUAUAAAUAAAGUUGACUUGACUUGA
Messenger RNA from Tachysurus fulvidraco (yellow catfish), 3906 nucleotides. RefSeq names its product sodium-dependent lysophosphatidylcholine symporter 1. Gene Ontology annotation, molecular function: symporter activity. Gene Ontology annotation, biological process: carbohydrate transport. The record is from RefSeq and is a predicted model, not a curated record. Gene Ontology annotation, cellular component: membrane. NCBI's taxonomy places the organism in Eukaryota, Metazoa, Chordata, Actinopteri, Siluriformes, Bagridae. The coding region runs from base 374 to 1945 and encodes 523 amino acids. The transcript is spliced from 14 exons.